This is a messenger RNA of Closterium sp. NIES-65, 1572 nucleotides long. NCBI's taxonomy places the organism in Eukaryota, Viridiplantae, Streptophyta, Zygnematophyceae, Desmidiales, Closteriaceae. The record is from the annotation of a GenBank genome assembly.
AUGUCUCAAGUCCGCGCUUCUCACAUUCUUAUCAAGCACCAAGGCUCUCGCCGUCCAGCAUCUUGGAAGGAUCCCAAUGGAGAGACAAUAGGGCGAACGACGAAGGACGCGGCGAUUCAGCAGCUGCUGGUGAUUAGAGAACGCAUCGCCAGUGGCGAGCUGGACUUCGGCCAGGUCGCGAAGACUGAAUCGCAUUGCAGCUCCGCCAGAAACAAUGGAGAUCUGGCCCCUUUUGUAUCCCCUCCACCCUCUCCUCCCUCCCUCCUCUCCUUCCUCUCCCUGCCUCCUGCAGUGUCUCCUCCACCCUCCCCUCCCUCCCUCCUCUCCUUUCUCGACCCUGCUGUGUGCAGCUUCCUCUCCCUGCCCCCUGCUGUGUCCCCUCCACCCUCUCCUCCCUCCCUUCUCUCUUUCCUAGAGCCAGCAGAGCGCAGUUUCCUCUCACCUCGUUCCUCCUCGCUCUCCUUCCCCUCUCGUCCUUCACGCCUCUCCUUCCGAGACCCGGCUGUACGCAAUUCCCUCCCCACCUCUCCCGCUAUCCCCUUUUCCCUCUCGCUCCGCUCCCUCCUCUCUGUCCGUGAUCCUGCACUGUGCAGCUUCCGCUCUCCCUUUGCUCCAUUCUCCUUAACCCCUCCUUUUGCAAUCUGCCCUCUUGCUUUCACAUCCACCUGCCUUGGCUGCACUGCCUCCCCUGUCCUGCUUGCCCCUGUCUUUGCGCCGCGACCUGCUGCUGUUGCUGCUGCUGCUCCUGGAGCUGCUUCUCCUGUGUCCCCUGCUCCCCCUCCUUUCCCUGCCUCCUCUGCCACUCUCCCGUUCGCUGCUGCUGACACUCCUCCUCCUCCCGCUCCUCCUCUCCCUCCUCUCCCUAUCCAUCUCGCUGUGGCCAUCACUAUCCGUCUGCCUCUGAAGGUCCUUCACUCGCUCCUCUCCCCGCCUCCUCCCCUUCCCACUCCCCUCCCUCCUCCCACCAGCAUCUUCCACCAAUUCCUUCAUCUGCUUCUCUCCAGCCCUUUUCUUCUCCAUUACUUCGCCUCCACCUCCUCUUCCUGCUCCUGCUCUCCCCCCUCUCUCUACCCCAUCCUCCCCUUCAUUGUCGCAAACUCCUCCAUGCCUUCCCCCCCCACGCGCAUGCUCCGCUCCACAAAGCUGCCAAAGCGCCGGUCGAUGCCAAACAUGGACCUAGCACCCAUUGGCCCUCGUGUGGGCCCGGGAGAGUGGGCAGGGCUGCCGAGGGAGCGAGUGGGGCUGUUGAAGGAGCGCGUGGGACUGGCGAAGAAGGGGUGCAGGGCGGACGUGGAUGCUGAUAGAGGGAAGGCUAGUCCCCUGGGGCUGCGGGGAGGCAUGCCCCCGCCCGCUGCCGCUCCUCCUGCCGCUCCUCCUGCUGCCCCUCCUGCUGCUCCUCCUGCUCCUGCUGCUGCCAUGCCUGUGCCGUGCCGGGGGUUGGCAAGAGGAACGCCUCUAGGGCUCACAGGCACCACGCUCGACUGCCGCUGCUGCUGCUGUGGCCCUCCUGAAUGCGGCCCUCCUGAAUGCGGCCCUGUUACCCCUGCGUGCGACCCGUAUCCUCCUGCGUGA